AUGGAUACUCUGAUUCCAUACAUCAAUACCAGGAAUCUUCAACAGAUUGUCAUUUUCAACCAGCACAAUGCACUAUUUAAUGCAUCUGUUGUCAAGAACUUUCCAUUCAACAUCAUCAGUACUCUUGCUGAUAACCGUGAAUCAAACAUCAAACUCAUUAUUUCAGCAUCAGUCAAUAACGAUGGAUAUCAUACCAAAAUGAAAGGAUGA
Batrachochytrium dendrobatidis JAM81 is the source of this 210-nucleotide messenger RNA. RefSeq lists its product as uncharacterized. The coding region runs from base 1 to 210 and encodes 69 amino acids. Lineage: Eukaryota; Fungi; Chytridiomycota; Chytridiomycetes; Rhizophydiales. The record is from RefSeq and is a predicted model, not a curated record. The transcript has a single exon.